Molecule: messenger RNA, 946 nt
Organism: Tripterygium wilfordii
Lineage: Eukaryota; Viridiplantae; Streptophyta; Magnoliopsida; Celastrales; Celastraceae
Product: probable DNA double-strand break repair Rad50 ATPase
Exons: 4
Coding region: 155-658 (167 amino acids)
Source: RefSeq, a predicted model, not a curated record
ACUUGCAACAGAAGGGGGGCUAAAAGAGAGAAAAUAAAGAAAGCACUCCCACCAUCAUAUCAAAAGCAAAAGCUACGGAAAAAAAGAAGAGAUAACAAAGGGAGGAAUUCAAGGAAGGUGAAGGGUUUCUGUGAAAUCUUUGAAGAAGAAGAAGAUGCAGACAAUCGAGCAGCAGCAGCCUCAGAACCAGUUAGUGGUUCAAACCUCUGGGAGUCUGAGCUUCAGCUCCCAAAUGUCAAAAGAAGAUGAGGAGAUGUCAAGGUCUGCACUUUCUACCUUUAGAGCCAAAGAAGAAGAGAUUGAGAGGAAGAAGAUGGAGGUUAAAGAGAAGGUUCAAGUCCAGCUAGGUAGGGUUGAAGAAGAGACCAAAAGAUUGGCCAUGAUUCGAGAGGAACUAGAAGCCAUGGCAGAUCCCAUGAGAAAAGAUGUUGCUCUGGUCCGUAAGAAGAUUGAUUCAGUAAACAAAGAAUUAAAGCCACUUGGGCAUACCGUCCAAAAGAAGGAGAGAGAAUACAAAGAAGCCCUUGAGGUAUUCAAUGAGAAGAACAGGGAGAAAGUACAGCUAAUCACCAAAUUAAUGGAGUUGGUGAGUGAAAGUGAGAGGUUGCGGCUUAAAAAGCUGGAGGAGCUGAGUAAGAACAUUGAUUCCUUGAACUAAUACAUAUAGCCACCAGUGCUGUUAACUCAUUUAGGUUGUGUGAUGUAUUUAAGGUUACUUUGAUAUUUAUAUAUGGGUGUCUUUUGGGUUUGGGUGUAUUCUAUGUUCUUGUUGGUUUUAUUAGCAUCAUUUGUGAGGCUGAUUUAGGAAGGGAAAAACCCUUUUAAACAAGUUUGUAGCUAAACUAAAUGCAUCACGACUGCAUUUGUCAUUUUUUUCUUGUUCUUUUGGCCUUUUGUUCACUCAUCUUGUUUUGUUUAUUUCAAGCUUCUGUGGUAGUCUUGUGCA